This is a messenger RNA of Helianthus annuus (common sunflower), 1208 nucleotides long. Its product is annotated as probable DNA double-strand break repair Rad50 ATPase. Lineage: Eukaryota; Viridiplantae; Streptophyta; Magnoliopsida; Asterales; Asteraceae. The transcript is spliced from 4 exons. Bases 270 to 818 code for a protein of 182 amino acids. The record is from RefSeq and is a predicted model, not a curated record.
CACUUUCUCUCUCACACACAUUUUCUCUCUCACACACACAUACAUCAUAUAUGUGGGGCUCCCAUCCUUCAUAACUUUGGCUUCAUAAUCACCAUUUCUCAACAGUCUCCCCACGGCAAAAAAGAAACAAAAGCAUUUCACACACACUAAAAACACACACAUAAAGCACAAAAAACACCACCAUUGGAGAGAUAAUCAGACCACCGUCUUCAUCUAACGUUUUCUUCUUUUUCUGGUUCAAGAAACCCAAAAAAACCCAACAACAAAACAUGACUACUCAAACGACGUCGUUACAGACAACAACAACCACACAGAGGCAAUCGAGUGAGCAGCUUCAAACGCUUAUGCAAGCCGGUCAAAUCUCCGGCAGCUUGAGCUUCAACGGGCUGAUGAGUAAAGAAGAUGAGGAGAUGUCUCGGUCUGCGUUGUCUACUUUCAAAGCGAAAGAGGAGGAGAUUGAGAAGAAGAAAUUGGAGGUUAGGGAACGUGUUCAGGCUCAAUUGGGACGGAUUGAAGAAGAAACCAGGCGUUUGGCGACCAUUCGUGAGGAACUUGAAGCGUUAACCGAUCCAAUGAAGAAAGAAGUUUCGGUUGUUCGUAAGAAGAUCGAUUCGGUCAACAAGGAGUUGAAGCCAUUGGGUCAAACAUGUCAGAAGAAGGAAAGAGAGUACAAGGAAGCACUAGAUGCCUUCAAUGAAAAGAACAAAGAGAAAGUACAACUUAUUACCAGAUUGAUGGAGCAGCUGGUGAGCGAAAGCGAGAAGAUGAGGAUGAAGAAGCUGGAGGAACUGAGCAAGAGCGUCGAAACAAUACAAUAGAUCUGAUGAUAAUCUGAUGAUGAUGAUGGUGACGGUUACGGUGACGGGGUUAAGCUAAUUAAGUUUUAGUGUGAUGUAUUAAAAAGAAGAUAUUUUCCCUUCUUUUGCUAUGUUCUUAUAUAUGGGUCGGGUCGGGUCGUCUCUGUUUGGUUGAGAGAUUUCUUCUAUGUCGUUUUCCGUUUGUUUCAGUUUGAUGAUUAGUUGUUGUUAAUGGUGCUUGUAUUUUGCUGAUCUUAGGUUUGGAAAUACCUUUGUAAAAACAGUCUGUAACUAAAAUCUUGUCAAAAACCUCUUUGUUUCUGUUUCUUUUGGUUUUAUAGUAUCAAAUCGCGAGCGAGACUGUGUCUGUUGGCACAGACUCUGGCUCGCGAUUUGUUAUUUUUUUUUGUU